CGGCGGCGGCGCCGCCCGGGGCGGCGAGGCCAGGACUUCGAAACGCCGGGGGCCGGCGGGCGGCUUCGCAUCAUGUUUGGCUCCAGCCGGGGCGGCGUGCGCGGCGGGCAGGACCAGUUCAGCUGGGAGGACGUGAAGACCGACAAACAGAGAGAGAACUACCUGGGGAACUCGCUGAUGGCUCCGGUGGGCCGCUGGCAGAAGGGCCGCGACCUCACCUGGUACGCCAAGGGCCGGGCGGACGGCGCAGGACUGAGCCGGGAGGAGGAGCUGGCGGCCGUGCGGCAGGCGGAGCAGGAGGCACUCAUGGCGGCGCUAGGCUACAAGAACGUGAGGAAGCAGCCCACGGGCCUGAGCAAGGAGGACUUUGUGGAGGUGUGUAAGCGGGAAGGAGGGGACCUCGAGGAGAAGGGAGUGGACCGGCUGCUGGGCCUGGGGAGCUCCAGCGGCUCGGCAGGCCGAGUGGCGUUGUCUCGUGAAGACAAGGAGGCCGCCAAGUUGGGGCUGUCGGUGUUCACGCACCAGCGUGUGGACAGCAGCCGGCCAGGCUCCUCACCAGCCUCAGCUAGGAAGAAGCCUCGGUCAGAGGAGGACAAGGCAGAGCCCGGCCCAGAGAGCCACAAGAAAAGCAGGAAAGAAAAAAAGAAGAAGAAGAAGAAGAAGCACAAGAAAGAGAAAAAGAAAGACAAGACACAUCGGAGCAGGGUAGCCUUGCCGCUGCCCCCCACCUCUGCAGGAUCUGGUCGCCGCAGGCAUGGCUCUGACUCAGACGUGGACUCCUCGCCCUGUUCCAAGAGGCAGCGCCGGGACCACAGUGACUGAGGCCUGCCCACCCCCACCCCCCACCCCCCAGCCUCAAGGCCAGCAGCUUCCAGAGAGAGUGCCACCCAAGGAGGAUGCACUGGGCGUGGAAAGAGCCCAUACAGCCGCUUCUAUUUUUCUUUCACUCACUCUUUGUACUGAAAUAAACUUAUUUUAAGGAAAACA
Molecule: messenger RNA, 987 nt
Organism: Neogale vison (American mink)
Lineage: Eukaryota; Metazoa; Chordata; Mammalia; Carnivora; Mustelidae
Gene: C1H1orf35
Product: chromosome 1 C1orf35 homolog
Exons: 8
Coding region: 73-822 (249 amino acids)
Source: RefSeq, a predicted model, not a curated record